AAAUUACCUCGGGAACUGCCCCAAAAGAGUAAACUAGCAUAUUUGACCCUUUGUAAGUUCGAGGGCUAUCCUUUUCUCCCUAAUCUUCUAAAACAAUGACACGGGGUAUCCUUCUCUGCAAACACUGAAAUCUCUUGCUUCUGAUACUUCAGAGUAGCAGGCCAAUAUUCAAAUGGCAUCUCAAGAUCACCACCACCAUGACCAUGACCAUCAUCAUCACCACAGCCAUGAAGAUUCAAGAGCAACAACAUGGGUUGGCCCAGAUGGGAAGGUAUACCACAGCCAUGAUGGACUUGCACCGCAUUCACAUGAACCCAUAUACUCACCUGGAUACUUCAGCAGAAGAGCACCUCCUCUAACCAACAGGAAUUUCAAUGAGAGAGCCUUUACUGUAGGGAUUGGCGGCCCUGUUGGAACUGGGAAAACAGCUUUGAUGCUUGCAUUGUGCAAAGUAUUGAGGGAGAAAUACAGCCUGGCAGCAGUGACUAAUGACAUAUUCACAAAGGAGGACGGGGAGUUCUUAAUAAAACAUGGAGCACUUCCAGAGGAAAGAAUUCGUGCAGUUGAAACAGGUGGCUGCCCACAUGCUGCAAUUAGAGAAGACAUAAGCAUUAACCUUGGACCUCUGGAAGAGCUUUCAAACUUGUAUAAAACUGAUAUUCUGCUGUGUGAAUCUGGUGGAGAUAAUCUAGCUGCCAACUUUAGCCGAGAGUUGGCUGACUAUAUCAUCUACAUAAUCGAUGUGUCCGCAGGCGAUAAAAUACCACGGAAAGGUGGUCCAGGAAUUACCCAAGCUGACCUCCUUGUUAUAAACAAGACUGAUCUGGCAGCAGCUGUUGGAGCAGAUCUCUCUGUUAUGGAGCGUGAUGCACUUCGCAUGCGGGAUGGUGGUCCUUUUGUGUUUGCUCAGGUGAAACACAAUGUGGGCGUGGAUGAAAUAGUGAACCACAUCUUACAAGCUUGGGAAGUUGCAACCGGUAAUAAGCGGCACUGAAUAUUUUACUGAGAUUUCUGCAUGUCUGAACCCUUCUUUAUUGCUCAGUAACUAAUGAUGAUUGGUUUCUCAAAAUCUCAUCCCUUAAAGCUCCUUCCUGAAUAAACAAGAAUUGUUGCAGAGUUCCUGCAAAUCAGAACUUUAAGAUUUGUCUUGUUUGACAGAUUUUUCUGUGAAUUUUCGUGACAGGCCACAGUCAUUUAUUC
Messenger RNA from Cuscuta epithymum, 1200 nucleotides. NCBI's taxonomy places the organism in Eukaryota, Viridiplantae, Streptophyta, Magnoliopsida, Solanales, Convolvulaceae. The record is from the annotation of a GenBank genome assembly.